AUGUUGCCUAGAAACGACUCAAAUCUUUCACAGCCGAAUGAGAAGGACGGGGAGCAACGGCAAUUGAUAGUCGCGGCACCUGCGGCGGGGUCGAGUCAGCCAGGGGGAGAUGAUGGCGCGUUUUCGGAUAAGCUCAUGCAUUUCGACCUAGAUUCCUCCGAAGCGUCUUUCCCCACAGUCGAGUUUAGCGGCGACGCGACGAUUCGCAAUGAUGACCUGGUUAUUGACAUUGCUGACAGCAACAGCGCAAAGGUACGGCAUGUGGGGGAAUCUGGCGCAGCGGAACAGCGCAAAGGUACGGCGUUUGGGGGGAGAGUGGCGCAGCGGAACAGCGCAAAGGUUCGGCGUUUGGGGGGAAAGUUGCGCAGAGCAACAGCGCAAAAGUACGGCGCGGUGGAAAGUGGCGCAGCGGAACAGCGCAAAGGUACGGCCUUGGGGGGGAAAGUGGCGCAGCGGAACAGCGCAAAGGUACCGCGUUUGGGGGGAAAGUGGCGCAGCAGAACAGCACGUACGGAUUUUGGGGGAAUACGGCGCAGCGGAACAGCGCCAAGGUACCUCUUUCCGGGAAAAGAAAAAUUACCAUCCUGCUCUAAGAAGUAUGUGGAAAAACGGCUUUUAAAGACGACUCUUUCAAUCGUUGACCUGUCCUGUUCCAAGCGCCGGCUCAGGAAUUCGCCGCGGAGGUUUUACCGUUGGUGCUCCCCGCUCACACCACCCCCACCCCACCUCACGCCCCCCCACCCACCGCCUCCCCUCGCCAUGCCCCCCACUCACACCCCCCCCAUCCACACGCCCCCUCGCCACAUCCCCUCUCCUCGUCCCCUCGCCACGCCUCUUCCCCUCGCCACGCCUCUUCCCCUCGCCACGCCUCUUCCCCUCGCCACGCCUCUUCCCCUCGCCACGCCUCUUCCCCUCGCCACGCCUCUUCCCCUCGCCACGCCUCUUCCCCUCGCCACGCCUCUUCCCCUCGCCACGCCUCUUCCCCUCGCCACGCCUCUUCCCCUCGCCACGCCUCUUCCCCUCGCCACGCCUCUUCCCCUCGCCACGCCUCUUCCCCUCGCCACGCCUCUUCCCCAUACCACGCCUCUUCCCCAUACAACGCCCAUUCGCAACGCCCCUUCGCCCCACUCGUCACCUCGACUCGACCCGUCGCUCGCCCUGUUCCCCUCCCCUGUGCCACGCCCCUGGCUGGCAGGAGGCCUCAACGAGCCAGUGCAUCAACUGGACCGCUCAGCUCAGCGCAGAUUCCGUCUGAGAGUUCUCAUCUCACGAGUAAUACCAGCUCCACCCCUCGCACCGCACCAACUCCCCUUGUACCUCCCGCCCCCCUGCUCCCCCUCCCCCUCCCUCAAGCCCUCGCUUCCUUCCCCUCCCUCAAACGGCCUCUCCCUCCCUCCCGCCCCCUUGACGCCCCCUCGCCGCCCUCCCUACUCCCCCCAUCCCACCUCGCCCCCUGGCAGGAGGCGAUGA
Molecule: messenger RNA, 1470 nt
Organism: Closterium sp. Yama58-4
Lineage: Eukaryota; Viridiplantae; Streptophyta; Zygnematophyceae; Desmidiales; Closteriaceae
Source: the annotation of a GenBank genome assembly